Molecule: messenger RNA, 666 nt
Organism: Necator americanus (New World hookworm)
Lineage: Eukaryota; Metazoa; Nematoda; Chromadorea; Rhabditida; Ancylostomatidae
Exons: 5
Coding region: 1-666 (221 amino acids)
Biological process (GO): protein acetylation
Cellular component (GO): cytoplasm
Molecular function (GO): acetyl-CoA binding; N-acetyltransferase activity
Source: RefSeq, a predicted model, not a curated record
AUGGAUCGAUAUUCGUUGACGCCGCUGUAUUAUCGCCAAGACCUCAACCGAAAGUGCAUCGAACUACUAAAUGAGGAAUGGCCGCGCAGCGACGGCUCACGAGAGCAUUCACAAGCGAAGUCGUGUCGCUCGUCUCCACCUAUGUCAUUCCUUUUCAUAGAUAAUGAAAACGACACACUUAUUGGACACGCGCGAAUAUGUCUGCUUCCAAAUAGACCUACUUCUUGUUGGAUAGAAUCGGUGAUAAUCGCAAAGGAUCUUCGUGGACAAGGUUUGGGGAAAAGUCUGAUGACACGUUUGGAGAACGCUGCCAAAGAAUUCGGCUUCGAUGAGGCAUUUUUGUCUACUGAUGAUCAGGUGAUUUUCUAUGAAAGAUGUGGAUACAGCAAAUGCGAACCAAUACUGCAUUCCACCACUUCAACAUCCGUCUUUCCUGUUAUGUCCAAGCUAAUGGUUCAUGAUCAGAAUAAGAUUCCUGGGGAGGCACUGGAGAAAAAAAUGAGCAACGGUGAUGACGUUAGUUCUCCAAAUGGACGCGAAACAACAACCUUCGCGCCGCCGCCAGCGCCUCCACCGCCUCCAGUGCAAAACUGUUCGCCUUCGAAGACAUUGUCUGCUCCAGUGUCUACUGUUGGUCACCAGUAUAUGUGUAAAAAGUUGGUUUGA